GUGAGCAUCUUGGCCAUCGUCCUCAACUGUGUGACUCUGGGAAUGUUCCAGCCCUGUGACGACACACACUUCCUGCUGCAGGCGCUGGACGACGGCAUCUUUGUGUUUUUCGCCAGCGAAAUGCUGGUCAAGAUGGUGGCUCUUGGGGUCAUAGGUCACAACGGUUACCUGGGAGACACGUGGAACAGACUGGACUUCUUCAUUGUUAUCGUGGGGAUGUUGGAGUACUCGCUGGACGGACACAACGUCAGCCUGUCGGCCAUCCGGACCGUUCGCGUUCUCCGCCCACUGAGGGCCAUCAACAGAGUUCCCAGCAUGCGCAUCCUGGUCACCCUCCUCCUGGACACCCUCCCCAUGCUGGGCAACGUGCUGGCGCUCUGCUUUUUCGUCUUCUUCAUCUUCGGCAUUGUGGGCGUGCAGCUGUGGGCGGGGCUUCUGAGGAACCGCUGCUUCAUUGGGGAAGAUAUCAAGACGAGAUACAACGUCUCCUUCCUGAGUGUUUACUACCGCCCGAGCGCCACGGACGACCACCCCUUCAUCUGCUCCACGGAGAGGGACAACGGCAUGCUCCGCUGCUCAGACGUGCCCCGCCGACGGGUAGGCGGGACUUCCUGCUACCUGGGUGCUGAGGACGGGCGGCCGGAGAGGGCGCCACCGGGGCCGGGAACCGGGGUGACGUGUGUGAACUGGUACCAGUACUACAAUGAGUGUCGUGCUGGCGAGACCAACCCUCACAAAGGAGCCAUCAACUUUGACAACAUUGGAUAUGCAUGGAUUGCCAUUUUUCAGGUAAUUACUCUGGAAGGCUGGGUAGACAUCAUGUAUUACGUAAUGGAUGCCCACUCUUUCUACAACUUUAUCUACUUCAUCUUCCUCAUUAUAGUGGGAUCCUUCUUCAUGAUCAACCUGUGCCUGGUCGUCAUAGCAACCCAGUUCUCCGAGACCAAGCAGCGGGAGCACGCCUUAAUGAAAUCGGAGCAGCGCGCCCGCCAGCUCCACCAAUCGGCUUCCACGCUCGCCAGCGACAGCCAACCGGGCAGCUGCUACGAGGAGAUCAUCCGCUACCUGGCCCACCUGGGCCGCAAGGCGUGGCGCCGCCUGUCCCGCCUCUUGGCCCGCGCCGCCCCGUGCCUGCGCUGUGCGGGCGUGUGCCGGCAGGACCGCGGCGUCAGCCCCCGAGGGGGCGGGGCCGGGGAAAUCAACGGGCUGGCCCAUCGGCAUUCGGGUCACAGCCCCGGUGACCUCUCGCACCUUCACCAGGUGUACCACCAGCGCCACACGCUACCGCUGGAGCGUGGCCUCAGCGGCGCAGGGAAUGGAUUUAAUUACCCCGUCAUCUCGCCACUCCUCACUCAUCUGGAUGCAAAGAGUCCGACUCACAAGAGGCUGGUUGCCAUGGAGACUGUCAACAGGCUGCCACAGCUGGUGUUGGAACACGGUGGAUGUGUUGCCCAUCCGGCGCUACCCCUGCCGGGGGAGGUCCCGGUGGAGUCCUCGGGGGCGUGUCCGUACUGCAGCUACUACAACCAACUGUGUGACCCCGAAAAUGCCAACGAGGGGCCCGACGACCAUCAGCGUGGCCCCUGCAAGAGCCCGGAGCCUUGCAGCAGCCCCCGUCUGGGCGAGGGGCAGGUGGCCCGCCCUGUGGGGGGGGCGAAGAGGCUUUGCGAGCAUUGCUGGGCGGAGCUGAGGACCAAACUGGAGCUGAUUGUGGGCAGCAGAUACUUCAACAGGGGGAUCAUGAUCGCGAUACUUAUCAACACGCUGUCCAUGGGCAUUGAAUAUCACAAACAGCCACAGGAGCUGACUGAUAUUUUGGAGAUCAGCAACAUGGUGUUCACCAGCCUCUUCAGCCUGGAGAUGCUCCUUAAAGUCCUCGCUUUGGGGCUCUUUGGGUACAUCAAGAACCCUUACAACGGUUUUGACAGCAUCAUCGUCAUCAUCAGUGUGUGGGAGAUUGUGGGCGAGGCAGAGGGCGGCCUGUCCGUGCUGCGGACCUUCCGGUUGCUGAGGGUUUUGAAGCUGGUCCGCUUCCUGCCGGCCCUGAGGAGACAGCUGGUGGUGCUGAUGAAGACCAUGGACAACGUGGCCACCUUCUCCAUGCUGCUCAUGCUCUUCAUUUUCAUUUUCAGUAUCUUGGGGAUGCAUCUGUUUGGAUGUAAAUUUGGUCUGCGGCAAGACAGCGGAGACACGUUACCGGACAGAAAAAACUUUGACUCACUGCUUUGGGCUACAGUCACUGUCUUCCAGAUCCUCACCCAGGAGGACUGGAACGCCGUCCUGUACAACGGCAUGGCGUCCACCACGCCGCUGGCCGCGCUCUACUUCGUGGCCCUCAUGACCUUUGGAAACUACGUCCUCUUCAACCUGCUGGUGGCCAUUUUGGUGGAGGGCUUUCAGGCAGAAGGUGACGCCAACAGGUCAGAGGCAGACGACGAAAGGCAGUCGCUGUCUUACGAGGACGAGGAGAAGCUGAGGGAAAUGUACGCCACAGAGCUGAAGAUCCAGGCCAUGAUCCAGAGCCCCAAUGGUCUCCUCAACCCGAAAGCCUCCAGGCCUCCGCCCCUGUCCUUGCCCGUCAUCACGCACACUGCGGCCACGCCCACCAUGAUGUACGGCCAAUUGCGACGCGCCAGCGCCGCCUCCAUGGAAGUUAACAGCCUGGAGGAGCAAAAGUCACCGCCCCCGUGGGACAGCAGGCCGGAGAGCCGGCGCUCCAGCUGGACCAGCAUGGGCCGAGCCCCCAGCCUGCACAGGAGGAGCCAGUCGGGGGAGAUGGAGUCCCUGCUGUCCGACACCCACACUUUCUCCCGGUCCAGCAGCAGAGAACAGUCCAUGGACCAGCAGGACUACCUGCAGGUGCCCAUGCUGCACACGCCCGACUGCAACGGUACCACCUACCACCUGCCGGACCACGACAACCACAACGCUCCAAACACGUCACUUUACCACGGUCACCAGGACGACGAGGAGAUUGAAGAGACUCUGUAUCAGAAGCUGUGUAAGAUGUUGGCGCCGUACGAGCCUCAGUGGUGCCUGGAGCAUGAAGAGUGGUCUCUCUACGUGUUCGCUCCACACAACCGCUUCAGGGUGUGGUGUCAGAAGACCAUCGGCCACAAGAUGUUCGAUCACGUCAUCCUUCUCUUCAUCUUCCUCAACUGCAUCACCAUCGCCCUGGAACGGCCUGACAUCCAGCCGCACAGCAUAGAGCGAGUGUUCCUCAGUGUGUCCAAUUACAUCUUCACUGUGAUCUUCGUGGGAGAAAUGAUGAUCAAGGUGGUAGCAAUGGGCUUCUACUUUGGAAAGGGUGUGUACCUGCAGAGUAGCUGGAACAUCCUGGAUGGACUGCUGGUGUUCGUGUCCAUGGUGGACAUCCUGGUCUCGGUGGCGUCGGCGGGCGGAAAUCGUAUCCUGGGCAUCCUCCGUGUGCUGCGUCUGCUACGCACCCUGCGGCCGCUCAGGGUGAUAAGUCGGGCUCCAGGUCUAAAGCUGGUGGUGGAGACUUUGAUUACGUCCCUCAGGCCCAUCGGGAACAUCGUCCUUAUCUGCUGCGCUUUUUUUAUCGUCUUUGGAAUCCUGGGAGUGCAGCUGUUCAAAGGGAAGUUCUUCUACUGCGAAGGCUUCAACGUGACAAACAUCACCAACAAAACUCAGUGUCGGGAUGCAGGAUACCGCUGGCUUCGGCGGAAGUACAACUUCGACAACCUGGGACAGGCGCUGAUGUCUCUCUUCGUGCUGUCAUGCAAAGACGGCUGGGUCAGCAUCAUGUACGACGGCCUGGACGCGGUCGGCGUGGACCAGCAGCCAAUCAGAAACAACAACCCCUGGAUGCUGCUCUUCUUCAUCUCCUUCCUCCUCAUCGUCAGCUUCUUCGUGCUGAACAUGUUUGUGGGCGUGGUCGUGGAGAACUUCCACAAGUGUCGCCAGCAGCAGGAGGAGGAGGAGGCGCGGCUGAGGGAAGAGAAGCGGCAAAAGCGUCUGGAGAAGAGGAGGAGGAAGGCGCUGGAGAAGCCCUACUACGCCGACUACUCGCCACUGCGCCGGUCCAUCCACAGCGUGUGCACCAGCCACUACUUGGACCUCUUCAUCACCAUCAUCAUCUUCACCAACCUCCUCACCAUGAGCAUGGAGCACUACAACCAGCCUCAGUACCUGGUGGACAUACUCAAGUACUGCAAUUACGUCUUCACGGUGGUGUUCGUCAUCGAGGCCGUCCUGAAGCUGGUCGCCUUAGGCCUUCGCCGCUUUUUCAAAGAGAGGUGGAACCAGCUGGACCUGGCCAUCGUGCUGCUGUCCAUCAUGGGAAUCACGCUGGAGGAAAUCGACCUGAACGCCUCGCUGCCCAUCAACCCCACCAUCAUACGCAUCAUGAGAGUGUUGAGGAUCACACGAGUGCUGAAGCUGCUGAAGAUGGCCACCGGGAUGAGGGCGCUGCUGGACACGGUCAUGCAAGCGCUGCCUCAGGUGGGGAAUCUGGGUCUGCUCUUCAUGUUGCUGUUCUUCAUCUAUGCAGCUCUGGGAGUUGAGCUCUUUGGAAAACUGGAGUGUUCCGAGGAGAACCCGUGCGAGGGCCUCAGCCGCCACGCCACCUUCGACAACUUUGGCAUGGCCUUCCUCACCCUCUUCCGCGUGUCCACCGGGGACAACUGGAACGGGAUCAUGAAGGACACCCUGCGGGAGUGCCGCCCCGAGGACCGCCACUGCCUCACCUACCUGCCGCUGAUCUCGCCCGUCUACUUCGUCACCUUCGUGCUGACAGCUCAGUUCGUGCUGGUCAACGUGGUGGUGGCCGUCCUCAUGAAGCACUUGGAGGACAGCAACAAGGAGGCGGCGCUGGAAGAGAUGGAGGAGAGGCGGGAGCGCGAGGAGGCCAACAGGAGGAGCAGCACCGUGUCGCUGGGCGGAGACGCUGGCAACAACGGGGACGCACCUGCCCAGGUGCAGGUGGAGGACGAGGGCCGUUGCCGUGGAAACCUGCUGAGCAUCGGCCGCAUGCUGUCAUUGCCUAGUGACAGCUACACCCAGCCGCUCAGAUGUCCUCCUUUUCCUCCUGUUGGCGUGGAGAGCUACACAGCCUACAGCUACUCAGGCUCCGUGUCGUCACUAGCUUCCAGCGGGUGCAGCUCCCUCCUGCAGGUCCCAGGAGCGCUGCCCGCCUUCAGCCACGCCUGCUUGGGGUCGGGCCGCGUCACCCGGCCCAUGAUCCGCCUGAGCAGCUCCCAGAGCAUGGACCGCUACUCCCCCCAGCAAGCCGACCCGUCGGAGGGCGCGGAGGCCUGCCGCGGCGCCAACAGACGGCGACUGGACUCGGCUCACAGCAUGGACGGAGGCCAGUUCAGCCCCGCCCGGGUGUCGCGCGUACACAGACUGAGCUCCGCCCACAGCAUGGACGGCUACAGGCCGGACGGCGAGCAGGAGCGAUCCAAGCUGGUGUCGGGCUACAGCGUGGACAGACACCCGUCCCUCGGCCUCAGUCCUCUGCACGCGGCCAGCAGGGGGCGCUGUCACUGGCUCAGUCCUGAGGAGAGUCUGGACCGGAACAAGCUGAGCCCCUCCUACGUUCCAGACAGUUCUGUCCUCAAGAGACCCGCUUCGUUCCGCACCGCUAGCAGACAGCUGCGGAGACAGGAGGCCGUGCACUCUGACUCUCUGGACCAGAGCGGCUCUGCGGACAACGUGGCGGACGCCGACUCGCCCGCGCCCGCCGCCGCCUCUUCCACGCCGCCCCGCCAGCGCUCGUCCAGCGUCCACACAUUGAAGUGUGCCCAGCCUCAGAGGGUCAUCUCCUGCAGGAGUCGCGGUCACGGCGACACCGGAACGGGACCGGAACACGGAUCCGUGUCAGAAUCGGACACGGUCACCGGCCUCCAGGUGCCCAGCGGGGACUCCCCCUCGCCGGCCCCCAGGUCCGACGCGGGCCCCCAGCCGGACGACGCCGACGAGGAAGUCCGCAGCAUCAACACCUCGGCUCACACGCAACAUUCGCACAUGAGCAGACACCUCAGCCAAUCGGUGUCUCCCGUGUCGGGCAGGAACAGGAAGGAGCGGAUGAGCCCGCCUCCGGGGGAGGAGCCUGUCGCCACGGCGACGCAGCUAAUGGACAGCAGCGUGGAGCUCAGGAGGCGAACUUUGUCGUUUGACGCCUCGACCGUUCCUCCUCACCACGCCGAGUCGAACUCUAUGGACGACUGAAAAAGCACACCAAAAGACUCGGACUACUUCCUGUUUGAGGCCACGCCCCCUGCCUUGCCCUGGCGUGAAUGUGUUGAGACUCCUCCCCUUCCUCCCCAGUGCAGCUUUUUGCACACAUUUAGAGACGUCCUCGCCCCUUCCUUCGUUCAUGUCCUCACACCUCAAAAGCCUCGGUCUGAGUGCCUGAAAGUCCACAUCCACACGUCCCCCGCGUCCUUCUGAGAGCUGACAGCUGUGCCCAGUCUCUAAAAACUACCACCAAAGUACAGUCAAACUCCAAAACUAGCAGUGAACUUGGAUAAGCGUAAAAUGGUCUAUGGUUUUUGGGCUAAUGGGGUUGUUUUAGGGGUUCCUGUUUGAGGUUGGGUUAGGGUUGAGGUCAAGGUUGCCCUUGGAUGAAUUGGACCUUUAGACAGAAUUGUGUUAUCCCGGUUAGGGUCGAGUUAGCACUCUUGGGUAAGGAUUGGGUAAGAUUUGUGGUUGGAUUUUAGGGUUGUAGGUUUAGGCUAGGGUCAUGGUUUGUGGUUGCAGUCAAUUUAGCGUUCCAAGACUAGUGUUGGGUUUAAGUUAGCAUUCUAGGAUAAAGGUGGGUACAAUUUAGGGUUCUGAUUUGGGGAUGGUUCAGUUGAUGGUUCUGUUGAUGUUUGGUUUGAAGUUGGGGUAGUGGUUUGGUUAGGUUGGGGUCAAGGUUAAAGUUAAAGUUAAGUUAAGUUAAAAUACCAAUGAUUGUCACACACACACUAGGUGUGGUGAAAUCUGUCCUCUACAUCUGACCCAUCCCCUUGUUCACCCCCUGGGAAGUGAGGGGAGCAGUGAGCAGCAGCGGUGGCUGCGCCCGGGAAUCAUUUUUGGUGAUUUAACGCCCAAUUCCAACCCUUGAUGCUGAGUGCCAAGCAGGGAGGUAAUGGGUCCCAUUUUUAUAGUCUUUGGUAUGACUCGGCUGGGGUUUGAACUCACAACCUACCGAUCAAUAUUAUGUCAGACCCACUCGACAUCCAUUGCAUUCGGUCUGCCCUAGAGGGGGGGGGGGUUACCCACAUAUGCGGUCCUCUCCAAGGUUUCUCAUAGUCAUUCACAUCGACGUCCCACUGGGGUGAGUUUUUCUUUGCCCUUAUGUGGGCUCUGUACCGAGGAUGUCGUUGUGGCUUGUGCAGCCCUUUGAGACACUUGUGAUUUAGGGCUAUAUAAAUAAACAUUGAUUGAUUGAUUUGGGGAUGGAUUAGAGUUGGGUUUGGGCUAGGGCUUUGAUAAGUGUUAGGUUUAAAUUAGCAUUCUAGGAUAAGGGUGGGUAAGAAUUAGUGUUCUGGUUUGUGGAAUGUUCAGUGUCAGUGUUUGCUUUGGAGUUGGGGUUUAGUUAGCUUUGAGAUCAAGUUAGUGUUCCAGGGUUCAGGUUGGUUAAGAGUUAGUUUUGGGGUUGGGUAUUAGGGUUUGGUUAAUUAUCAGGGUUUGUAGUUGGGAUGUGUUUAGGAUUAGGGUCAAGUUAGCAUUCUAAGGUUUGACUUGGUUAAGACUUAGGUUUGGUGUUGGGUUUUAGGUUUUGGUCUAGGGCAGGGGUCGGCAACCCGCGGCUCCGGAGCCGCAUGCGACUCUUUGAUCACUCUGAUGCGGCUCAGCUGCAUACUUGCCGAACCCCCUGAUUUUCCCGGGAGAUUCCCGGAUUUCAGUGCCUCUCGCAGAAAACUCCCGGAAGUAAUAUUCUCCAAUUUUCACCCUUACAAUAAUAAUAAGGGCGUGCCAUGAUGGUACAGCAUUUAGCACCCUCUACAACCUGUACAAACAGCGUGCCAGCCCAGCCUCUUGUUAUAUGCAUCUUCUACUUGCAUAUGUAAUGAUGUUGUGUCGUUCGUGAACGAUUCGUUCGAACGAACAAAUCUUUUGAGUGAACGUACUGAACCGAAUCACUUCAUGAACUGAACGACGCAGCCAUACUCAUCAUGGGGGCGGGGGGAGGGACUGAGCGAACGAUUCGUUCACCGCGGAUUAACGACAUGAAUCACUCAGUGAACGACAGAAUCAGGACUCGCGAACCGACUGACACAGAGAACUGACUGUGUCGCGGAGGAGGACGUCACAUUGAGGCUCUCGUUCAGUGACUGUGCGCGUCGUUCAAUGGGUGCUGAGGGCUUGUGUCGUUCGCGAACUGACAUACACCGAGAUCUGCCGCUGGGGUAGCUGUUACUGACUGACUCAUGAUUCGCCGACCUGCACACAGAACUGCUGCUGCAAAAGUGAUUCAGGUUCACGUACUGAACUGUGCUGACUGUGGCGCUGUGUCAGUCACUCACUGCCUGGUGUACUGCAUGCACAGAGCUGUGUAGGGACUCACGUUCACCCUAUUUGCUGCUUCUCCCGCGAAUGUCUGCACUGUACUGUACUACGCACGC
Nerophis lumbriciformis (worm pipefish) is the source of this 8576-nucleotide messenger RNA. The record is from RefSeq and is a predicted model, not a curated record. Lineage: Eukaryota; Metazoa; Chordata; Actinopteri; Syngnathiformes; Syngnathidae.